GUCAAGGAAGACUAGUGUGCGUUGUAACUUAGGGGGUUACAGCCAUUAAAAACAUUAGCCAGUGUGGAUGGUGCAACAUUGCCCCAGCUUGCAAAUGUAGCUACUAUGUUACCCAAAUCGCUCAGGUGUGCUUUCCAGUCCUGUUAUGGUGAGAUAUCACGAUGUCGUGUGAGAAAGUCUCUUGUUUUGAAAGCUUUAUUUGUGAUGACUUUAUUAGUGAUUUUUAAGCUUUACAGACUGUCGAUUGGCUCAAUUGCUCAUGACUGUGAUAGAGUAGUUCCUAAACUUGAGCCGAAAGGACACAAAGUGACGAAUUUUUCCCACAAAUUCAUUAUUCCUGAAGUGGGCCUUUGUUCAGGGACAACAGGUCCCUUUCUCCUCGUUAUAAUAGAAUCUGAUAUCCAAAAAGUAGAGGAAAGGAGAGCCAUACGGAAUACAUGGGGCAGUUCAGGUGUCACCAAGGUUUGGGCCAAUGGUGCUCCGCUGAAAGAAGAGGUCCGAAUCCUCUUUAUCUUUGGUGUGACAAAUGAUCCAGAUGGCUACGACAUUCCUGCUCAAGAAAGUCGCAAAUAUGGAGAUGUGGUGCAAGCAGAUUUUCUGGAUACUUACAGGAAUCUUACACUAAAAACUACAGCAGCUAUGAAGUGGGCGAGCAUAUAUUGUUCAUCAGCAAAAUUCAUUUUGAAAGCUGACGAUGAUGUGUUUAUACAUAUUCCAAACUGGAUAGAAGACUUAAACACAAUAAGAAUUGAUCGCUUCUUUCUUGGUCAUUUCAUGUGCGAGAAUACAGUGUUCCGAUAUGGUCGUUGGAGUGUUAGUAAGUCAUCGUAUCCUUACGAGGUGUAUCCAGUCCACGAUUCUGGGCCAUUUUAUGCUUUCCGAGGUAACAUGACAAAGGACCUUUUUAACUUGGCGGAACAUAUGCCUUAUAUUCCUGUUGAAGAUGCCUUUUUCUCUGGUAUACUAGCCCAGAUACUGAAUGCUGAAGUUGUUAGGAAGAAUGAGUUAUUUUGUUGGAGUCUUUGCGAUUGUUACUUUGAGCGGGGUGAUAAAAAUGGCCUUAUGGGUGUUUCAGUAAAUAAUAUGUAUGAUUUGUGGAACAACUUUAAAUACAAACCUGUCGAAAUAUCUGACUUUAGUAAGAAGUGGUUAAGGUUAAAAUUUUAUUUACAGCAUUGUUUUGCUCCAAGACAGUAAAGAUAUUGGGAUGAAUAUGGCUGCGUAAGUUUGAAAAAUUAAUGGGCGAGUUUCACAAUCACCGAUAUUACAAAUAACGUUAAUUAACGCAUGGUCUCGUUCGGUUGAUAACAAGGCUAAUUGUGUAAGGGCACCUUCCGGUCAAAACGGCCAAGAGAUUUGGACACUUGCAGAUAGUUAAUUUAAUUAAGUAGGAAACUAAUAGACAUUUGUGGUGUGGUUGUAUAACUUUUAUUGGUAUACAAACAUUAACUUGCUAUAUAAACAGGCACAUAGUUUUUUUUAUACCUUUCAUUAUGUUUCCUACAAUACAAUUUUCCUAGAAUGAUUAUGACACAUAUCAAUUUCUGAACUUGAAAACUGAGAUUCAAAUCCCAGAGUGGCAAGUAAACCUAUUGAGAAAAAUUUGCCAAUUUGCUCUGUAUCCCAUCAAAGUCAUUAUGAGACAGCGUAAUGCCUUGCUACAGAUGGGACACUAAUUACACAAAUGAUGUAUGAGUGACUAUUUCAUAAAUUCAACUAGAACGUCCUGGUUUUCAUAAGAACUUUCAACAAUACAGCCAAUGUACUAUUCUACAUCAUAUAUACAAUCUAUGUAUCUACCAGGCUGAUAAUUUUCAGAAUCCAGUGUUUUUUUAGUGAUACCCACAGAGGCUAUGCUGAAGAUUGUGUCUUCUGAAACUCGGAUUUCAAUCUGACCAUCAUCUUUUGUUGAAGCAGAGGCAUAGCGAGAUUCAAGCCCUGACAACUGUGAAUAACAUUGAAUAUCCUCAUCACUUACAUAAAAAAAUUUGAUGCCACCAAUGUGCCUAUUUGACCAAUUGAACAUGUCUUCAGCUGUUAAAGUGUGGUUUUGAACUGGGGCUUGCAGGCUUGCUCUUGCACAGAGUUGCUUCACUGAACCCCCUAUUCCAUCACAUGGACUUUUUCUUUGUGAUGUAGCAAAGAAAUGCCACUUAGCUUCGAUAUCACGAUCUUCCCUGUGAUAACACAAGUUUACAAAAUUCUUGUAAUUCUUGUACUAACUAGCAGCACCAUCUGAAAAAUAGAUGACCUUUUGCAAGUAAGGUAUGCCCUUUUUCAAAUAUAGAUACAGCUUGGUUAUGAAAGCAUGAACCGCAGAUUGAUUAUGCUUUAGGCUAUGAGAAAUGAUAAAUACAGAGAUACAUUUUAAAGUCUCAUUUUAAUGGUGCCCAUGUUCAGCAUCCUGUACCAAAAAACUGUAAUUUUCUGCAAAAUCCAACAGUACAAUUUUUUUUUUCUUUUCUCACCAAUCAAAUUCUUUUUUCCAUUCAUGCUGUAAUCAGUCGAUCUCAAGCAUCUCUAAGUACUCAUACAUUCAUAAUUUUGUUUUAACUAUUUUUAAUUAUUAAAAUUUUUCCACUGGUUUAGAAAGUCGCCUUUAUCCUCAGCUAUAUCAGCUAUAUAUUUUUCGAUUUUAUAAUGGUCAGUUACCGUUUUCUGCAGGUUAAUUAUGUUUAAUUUGGCGUCAUUUCGUAUCAUGUCAAAGAUGUACUUUUUUGCUAAAAUUGUCAGUAAAUUUAAAGGUGAAGAAUUGUGUUUCUCGCUCCAUCCCAUAAUAAUGACUUUGGGAGUUAUUUUAAUAUCAGUUUUCCACUUUUCGUAUUCAGUCCACAGUUUACGUGUUUCCGGGCAUUCAAUGAAAGAGUGUUCUAUAGUGUCCUUACCGAGUCUGCAGUGAUUACAAAUAUCGUCGUGCCUCAGUCCUAUUUUAAACAGAUAAGAUUUUGUUGGCGUUAUCCUGUGUAAGAUUUUGUAUUGAAAAUCGCGUAGCUUGGUGUAUUGAGUGCAUUGAUAAAUAGAUUCGAAUACCUUUUCCCAAUCAGUUUCUUUAUCUAACCUUACAGUAUCCUUCCAGUUUUCGUGGAUAUUGAUAUUUUGUUGCAACUCAUUAUUUAAUAAAUCGUAAAAGCGUUUUGUUUCCCGUUUUUGUUUAGUCAGUAAUCGUAUGUUCGAUGGAAAGGAGGGGCGAUAUACAUCAUGCUUCUCAUUUAUCGUGAGCCACUCGGUAGGAACAUUUAAAAUUAACCUAUUAUAAUCUAAGAAAGUACCUUUCACUUGAAAUUUUUGUUUGAAAUCUUUAAAUGUCAACAAAUUUCCUUCUGAAUUUUUUAAAUCCCUUAUAAACCUUACAUUAUUUUGAUACUAAAAAUUGGGUUCUUUAAACCUUGGAUUAUACCAUAAAUGUUCAUCAAGAAUAUACUUAAUAUUUGUCUG
Liolophura sinensis is the source of this 3435-nucleotide messenger RNA. Its product is annotated as beta-1,3-galactosyltransferase 5-like. Gene Ontology annotation, cellular component: Golgi membrane. The transcript is spliced from 2 exons. The coding region runs from base 106 to 1197 and encodes 363 amino acids. The record is from RefSeq and is a predicted model, not a curated record. NCBI's taxonomy places the organism in Eukaryota, Metazoa, Mollusca, Polyplacophora, Chitonida, Chitonidae. Gene Ontology annotation, biological process: protein O-linked glycosylation. Gene Ontology annotation, molecular function: hexosyltransferase activity.